Molecule: messenger RNA, 3608 nt
Organism: Motacilla alba alba
Lineage: Eukaryota; Metazoa; Chordata; Aves; Passeriformes; Motacillidae
Gene: NT5E
Product: 5'-nucleotidase ecto
Exons: 9
Coding region: 730-2427 (565 amino acids)
Biological process (GO): AMP catabolic process
Cellular component (GO): plasma membrane
Molecular function (GO): metal ion binding; 5'-nucleotidase activity; nucleotide binding
Source: RefSeq, a predicted model, not a curated record
CAAACCACAACUAAGAGCUUUCCAUUUAGCCACGGAAGGAAAAGCUUGAAAGCAAUUCAUGAAUCUACACUAAAACCACUAGAGCUAUAAUUAAAUCAACUCUUAAAGUAGUGUAACUCUUUUUAUGGCUGAAAUAGCAGUCUUUAUUUUAAGCAUCAUUGGAGAAAGAGGAGGAGAGAGGCAAACAUUUCCAUGUGAAGGCUUGGAAACUCCUUUCAGCGUACUAAACAUUCACCAAGGCUUCCUGUGUGCCGUGGAGUUUGUCCUUUCCCUGCUGGCUGGAUUUGCAUCCCGUGUGACCUCCAGCAGCCGGCUGGAAGCCCUUCUCCAACCCGGCAGCAGCUGUGUUCGGGCGAAGGACAUCGGUGGGACAGCGGGGACUGGGACGUGCGCGGGCGCAGGACCUCGCCUGGAGCUCGGAGAGCCCCGAGGACGGGCGGACAGCGAGCGAGCAGCGAGGCGCGACGCGGCACCGCCGGCAGCCCGGGCGGCCGCCCCGAGCGCUCCCCGCACACGCCCAGCAGCCGCGGAGCACCUGCGGCCGCCGCGCCCGGCGGGCAGCCCGUGCCUGGCGGCGGGGCGGUCACCGCCGGAGGCUGCCCGGGGCGGCGCGCAGCCUGCGCGGUGUCUCCGGGGGCUCGCCCGCUCCCCGCCCCGCCGCGCCGCUGCCCAGCCCUCCUCCCCGGCCGCGGGCAGCCCGUGCGCGGAGCGGCGCGCAGCCCCCGCGGGAUGGCGGGGCUGUGCCUGCGCCUGUGGCUGUGCGCGGCGGCGGCGGCGGCGGAGCUGCGGCUGACCCUGCUGCACACCAACGACGUGCACGGGCGGGUGGAGGCGCAGGGCGCGGGCCCGCGGCGCUGCGCGGCCGGAGCGCCGGGAUGCUUCGGCGGCGUGGCGCGGAGAGCGGCGCGGGUGGCGGCGGAGCGGGCCGCGCACCGCAACGUGCUGCUGCUGGACGCCGGGGACCAGUACCAGGGCACCGUGUGGUUCUCCCGCUUCAAGGGCCGGGAGGCGGUCCACUUCAUGAACCUCCUGCGCUACGAUGCCAUGGCUUUGGGUAACCAUGAGUUUGAUGAAGGUGUGAGUGGAUUAUUGGAUCCUCUUCUUAAAAAUGCAAAUUUUACUGUCCUGAGUGCAAAUAUUAAAGGGAAAACUCCAUUAGCAAAUGAAAUGAUGAAAUAUGUUCAUCCUUUUAAAAUAGUUCGUUUUGACUCAGAGUCAGUUGGAAUUGUUGGCUACACUACAAAGGAAACUUCUUUUCUUUCACAGCCAGGGGAUGAUGUAACCUUUGAAGAUGAAAUUGAAGCGUUGCAACUGCAAGUGAAUAAACUUACUGCUAUGGGAGUGAACAAAAUAAUUGCACUAGGACAUUCUGGUUUUACCGUGGACAAAAAUAUUGCUCAGAAAGUGAAAGGAGUGGAUGUUGUGAUUGGAGGACAUACAAACACAUUUCUCUAUACAGGCACCCCACCCUCCACUGAACUGCCAGCUGGCCCGUAUCCAUUCAUGGUUGACUCAGAUGAUGGGAGGAAGGUGCCAGUUGUACAAGCUUAUGCUUAUGGAAAAUAUCUUGGUUACUUAAAUGUUACAUUUGACAAGAAAGGAAAUGUAGUUGAAGCAGUUGGAAACCCCAUUCUGCUGGACAGCAGCUUACCUGAAGAUGAGCACAUUAAGGAAGAAGUGGAAAAAUGGAGAGAAAACCUGGGGAAUUAUUCUGAAGAGAUUGGAAAAACUAGUGUUUACCUGAAUGGUACAAGCCAAGCAUGCCGUUUCCAAGAAUGUAACAUGGGCAAUUUGCUUUGUGAUGCUAUGCUUUAUGAGAAUGUCGGGCGUCCAGAUAAGAAGACAUGGAACCACGUUUCAAUGUGCAUCCUGAACGGAGGCGGGAUACGGUCACCCAUCGAUGAGCAGAGCUCUAAUGGUAGCAUUACCGUGGAAGAUUUGCUGUCUGUUCUGCCAUUUGGAGGUCGUUUUGAUAUGGUGACAUUAAAAGGCUCCACACUAAAAGAAGCUUUUGAGCACAGUGUGAGGAGAUAUGGAAAAGGAAGUGGAGAGCUGCUGCAGGUUGGAGGCAUCCACGUGGUCUAUGAUCUCUCCAGAGCCCCAGGAAGCAGAGUUGUUAGCUUAGAAGUGCUUUGCACAGCGUGCCGAGUCCCAGCCUAUGUCCCACUCCAGAUGGAUGAAAUAUACAACGUGACUCUGCCUUCCUAUAUGUUAUUUGGAGGAGAUGGUUACAGUAUGCUGAAAGACAAAAAUCUGGGAUACAGUAAAGGUGAACCUGAUGUUGAGGUUGUUUCCCGCUACCUCCAGAGAAUGAAGAGAGUUUACCCAGCAGUUGAAGGUCGAAUAAAAUUUUCUUCUGGAAGUCUUAUUGAAGCAAGUCUCACCCUGAUCUCUGUAUUGUUCACUGUAACAUUCCUGCACACUUGAUUUUUCGUUUGGAGGAAUAAAGGAGGAGAGAUGAUACUGAGGAAGCUGUAAGAGACCUGUUCUCUUCUGUUACACCUUACAAUGAAUGAGCAGUGAGGUUGCUGCAUGUCAGCAGUGAGCAGCCCCCUGCCUUGUCUGUAACCUGGUGGUGCCACUGGAGCACUGUGUGCGGAGCAAGGGGGCAGAAUCCACAACUUCUCUUGGUCAGAAUCAACAGGUACCUGAAGCUGAGGUCUCAAAAUCAAACUUCCAGUGAAUACUUACUGCUCAAUGAUAAAACAGUGACAGACUGAAAUGGGGUAUUAUAAAUUGUCAAAUUCUUUUAGCUGCUUUAGACAGUGAGUUAAGAACCUGAUUCCAGACAUAAACAAGCUUCUAGAAAUGGAUUUAUUACAGCUGUAUAUUCCUUUCUUUGAUCUCCACUCAGGGUUAAGGUAUUCAAUCUAAAAUCUCUACUUUGCUUCCAGUCAUAUUUAUCAUACUUACAUGAAGGCCUGAAAGAGCUGGAUUAAACUUUGCGCCAUUAAAAUCACGAGGUCUAUUUAAUAUGCAAUUUUAAAAAGUUUUUCAUUUACUACCGAAAAAGAAACAUCACACUUUUAUUUUCCACUAAUAAAGGAUGCAAUGAAAGCUUGACAUGAUUUUGACCAAUUUUAACAAACUGAGUAUUCUUCACUCUUAAAUAUGACCAGUUUAAGGACUGUAUCUAGAGUGAGAACACAAUCCGUGCCUGUAUUUCCUAUAAAUAUGCUCAAUUUUACACCUCUUCCAAAGAACAAGGCAUAGGACUGCUGCCUGUUACUCUGUAUUAGCAACAUUCCAAGAAAAUGUCAGAUACAAGCAUUGACUCCUGCAGCACUUUUGGCAUCCUUUGGAAAUAGUCAGGUAAUGGGGCUUUUUACAGCAUAACCUGGCUUUAUGAUAACUGUGAUUAUACCUCUUCUAUGGGAAGGCCAUGUUUAAAAAAACAGUUUUAAGAGACAGGUUAAUAAGUAUGAAAUCAGAUUAAAUGCUAAAUUUAUAUUGCUGAUGCUUUAUCAAGAAAUGAUUGCUUAUAAAAAGGGGUGAAAAUAUCAUUAUUUUUCUAAGAUUACUGGGAAUUUUGACAUCAACAUAUUUGGGUUGUUUUAUGCUGUUUUAAACUGAUUUUUUGGAAUAAACCUGCUAUGUUUUCCUGGAAA